Molecule: messenger RNA, 1542 nt
Organism: Clonostachys rhizophaga
Lineage: Eukaryota; Fungi; Ascomycota; Sordariomycetes; Hypocreales; Bionectriaceae
Source: the annotation of a GenBank genome assembly
AUGGCACCCUCAAUUUCGACCCCCGGGCCAAUGAACCUGGUUGUGCUCAUUGGUGUUGUGGUGCUGUCGGCCGUGGUAUUCUGCUGUUUCAUAUUGAUCAGAAACCUUUAUUUCCAUCCUCUGUCCAAGUUUCCCGGGCCCAAGAUCGCAGCUGUCUCAAACCUAUGGUAUGCAUACGUUAUGCACCGAGGGGUCGCCCCCAUCGAAAUGAGCAAACUUCAUAAGAGGUACGGACCCGUGAUUCGGGUGGCACCCGAUGAGUUGUCCUUCUCCAGUGCGGUCGCCUUCAAAGAAAUUUAUGGCCACCAGAAGGCCGGCCGCCCAGAAUUAGUCAAAGACAAGAAAUACCACAAGUUCGUUCCUGAGCCAAUUCUCAUCAACGCUGAUCGGGAAUAUCACGGUACCCUCCGAAAGCUUUUGUCGCACGGAUUUUCUGAAAGCGCACUGAGAGCCCAAGAGGCUGUUAUCCAAGAGCACGUCUCUCUGUUAAUGCAGCGCUUGCGUGAGCAUGGCCACGAAGGCCAGGUCGCCGUCGACGUGCUGCGCUGGUACAACGUGUUACAACUACAAGGAUUCGGAGAUGCUCUACAUUGGCCUCAUGUUUACCCGCCUAUCAAACUAGCCUAUGGUCAAUCGUUUGGGUGCUUAGCCAGCUCCAGUAUUCAUCCCUAUGUCGAGUUUAUGUUCCAUUUCAUCAAACUCGCCAGCACUAUGCAAGUAAUGCAACGGCUACCAGCUAUUAUGAAAUACCCGUAUGCAAUGUGGACAGUACCCAAAGAUGUCAAAGCCAACGUUGCGGAGAUGAAAGUUCUUGGCAAUGCCAAGGUCAAUUAUCGCAUGGAGAAUCCUCCUCCGAUACCAGACUUUAUGGCUAAAUUGAUUGAAGCUCACCGAGAAGGCAAGAUGACCUUCAACCAGCUGGUCGGGAAUUCCGAUAUCUUACUCGGUGCUGGAAGUGAGACCACCGCCACUGCGCUCUCAGGUCUGACAUUUCUCUUAAUGACGCAUCCCCACGUUCUCAACAAGUUGACUAGAGAGCUCCGCGAAGAAUUCUCUUCAGCUGAGGAGAUUACCGCUGUGGGAGUUAACAAAUGCAAGUAUCUCCUCGGUGUCAUCGAGGAGGGGCUCCGUAUCUACCCUCCUUCUCCCGCUACGCAUCCUCGCUACACGCCUUCCGGGGGUAUCACAAUCGACGACAACUUCGUUCCUGGAAACAUGGCUGUGGGUGUCACCAUUCUCGCGGCAUGCGUCGACGAGGCCAAUUUUGUGGACGGUGACAAAUUCAUCCCCGAGCGCUGGACGGGCGAAGACUCGAGGUUCGCCGGGGACAAGAAACAGGGGUCGCAGCCCUUUUCGUAUGGACCGCGGAAUUGCGCCGGGAGAAACCUGGCCUAUCUCGAGCUGAAGCUCAUCAUAGCCAAUCUGGUCUGGCACUUUGAUCUGGAGAAUUGUCAUGAAGGGGACUGGAUGGACCAGAAGAUCUAUAUGGUAUGGCAGAAAGGGCCUUUGAUGGUUAAGCUCAAGCCUGUCAAGAGGAGCUGA